Cokeromyces recurvatus is the source of this 309-nucleotide messenger RNA. Its product is annotated as P-loop containing nucleoside triphosphate hydrolase protein. The transcript has a single exon. NCBI's taxonomy places the organism in Eukaryota, Fungi, Mucoromycota, Mucoromycetes, Mucorales, Mucoraceae. The annotation marks the transcript as partial. Gene Ontology annotation, molecular function: GTPase activity; GTP binding. The record is from RefSeq and is a predicted model, not a curated record.
GAGUAUCAGUUUAAAAUAUUAGUUGUAGGAGAUUUGAGUACAGGGAAAACAUCGAUUUUACGACGAUUUGUUCACAAUACAUUCACUGGUCACUAUAAGUCUACUAUUGGGGUAGACUUUACGCUGAAAAUAAUCCAAAACGAGCCUGAUAUAACGACUAGUUUACAGUUAUGGGAUAUUGCAGGACAAGAACGAUUUGAUAAUAUUACUAGAGUAUACUUCAAAGGUACUGCUGGUGCUUUUGUUGUUUACGAGGUAUCAAGAGCAAUAACAUUCGAAAAUGUUUUGAGAUGGAAAAAUAAUAUUUAA